AGCUUUUAUCAAGUGGUGAUUUUAUGCAAUGGCAUCAAGCCACAGUUCUUCACCAGUGCCUCAGUCAAACAGCAGUGAUGCUUUCUUUAAAAAAGAAACAGACACCACGAAACGCUUUCACCCUGUGCAGUCACUGCCUGAUGUGUGUCCCAAGGAACCUACAGGAGAUCCCAAUAAUUUAUGUGACAGUCCCUCUCUAGUUGUGGAUCAGCACAGAUGGACUAUUUAUCAUUCCAAAGUCAAUCUCCCAGCAGCACUAAAUGAUCCUAGGUUAGCAAAAAGGGAAUCUGAUUUCUUUACAAAAACAUGGGGAGUGGACUUUGUGGACACUGAAGUCACGCCUUCAUUCUACCUCCCACAGAUCACCAAGGAACAUUUUGCAUUAUACCAACAGGAAAUCGCUCCGAGAGAGAAGGUUCAUGAAAGAUGCAAGAAUAUUUGUGCUCCUAAAGAUACCUUCGACAGGACUCUAUUACACACCCAUGAUAAAUCCAGGACAGAUCUGGAACAAGUACCUAAGAUUUUUAUGAAACCAGAUUUUGCCUUGGAAGAUUCAUUAACAUUUAAUGCCGUUUUACCAUGGUCUCAUUUUAGUACUGCUGGUGGCAAAGGAAAUCGUGACACAGCUUCCUCCAGGUUACUUCAAGAAAAGCUGAGCCAUUAUCUGGACAUUGUGGAAGUUAAUAUUGCUCAUCAGAUUUCUCUGCGCUCAGAAGCAUUUUUCCAUGCAAUGACCUCUCAGCAUGAGUUGCAGGACUACCUCAGGAAAACCUCCCAGGCUGUAAAAUUGCUUAGAGAGAAAAUCUCUAAAAUUGAUCAAGUGGUGUGUGAAGGAUCGCUUCGAGUUUUAAGACUGUCCCUCACCAGAAAUAACUGUAUAAAAGCAUACAAUAAAUUGAAGUUAAUGGCUACUGUGCACCAAACACAGCCCACAGUACAGUUGCUGCUAUCCACUUCUGAGUUUGUUGGAGCUUUGGACUUAAUAGCAACUACACAGGAGGUGUUACAGCAAGAGCUUCAAGGUAUUCACAGUUUCCGGCAUCUUGGCUCACAGCUUUGUGAACUGGAAAAGCUGAUAGAUAAAAUGAUGAUUGCAGAGUUUUCAACUUACGCUCGCAAUGAUUUAAAUAGACCCCUAGAAGAUGAUUGCCAAAUUCUAGAAGAGGAGAGACUUGUUUCUCUAGUAUUUGGACUAUUAAAACAACGGAAGCUAAAUUUUUAUGAAAUAUAUGGAGAUGAAAUGAUUAAUACUGCAAAGAACAUAAUUAAACAGUGUGUGGUUAAUACCGUAUCGCAGAUAGAAGAAAUAGAUACAGAAGUGGUUGUUAAGCUUGCAGACCAAAUGAGGAUGAUGAAUUUUCCUCAGUGGUUUGAUUUACUGAAGAAUAUUUUUUCUAAAUUCACCAUCUUCCUCAAGAGAAUAAAGGCAACGUUAAAUACUAUCCGUAGCGUGGUUUUCUUGGUUCUAGACAAGAACCAAAAAAACAGGGACCUGGAGGACACCUUACAGAAGGACUCUGCUAAAGAGAGCACGGUGGACACUGAAGUGGCUUACCUGACUCACGAAGGCAUGUUCAUAAGCGACGCGUUCAGCGAAGGCGACCUCCCAACUGGAGCAGCUGACACUACCUCUCAACGGAACACUUCCCCAAACAGUGAGCCCUGCAGCAGUGACUCAGUCUCUGAACCAGAGUGCACUACUGAUUCCUCGUCCAGCAAAGAGCAGACAUCCUCUUCUGUUACUCCCGGAGGAGUAGAGAUGAUGAUCAGUGACGACAUGAAGCUGACUGAUCUGGAGCUGGUCAGGCUGGCAAACAAUAUUCAAGAGUUACUUUAUAAUGCCUCUGAUAUCUGCCAUGAUCGUUCAGUCAAGUUCCUCAUGGCAAGAGCAAAGGAUGGCUUCCUGGAGAAGCUGAAUUCCAAUGAGUUUGUUAGUCUUUCUCGCUUGAUGGAAGGCUUUAUCAUGGAUACUGAGCAGAUCUGUGGCAGGAAGAGUAUGUCUUUGCGAGGAGCACUUCAGAGUCAAGCCAAUAGAUUUGUGAAUAGAUUUCAUGAGGAGAGGAAGACAAAACUAAGCCUACUUUUGGACAACGAGCGCUGGAAACAAGCUGAAGUUCCUGCCGAGUUUCAGGACCUCGUUGAUUCUGUGUCAGAUGGCAGAAUUUCUCUCCCUGAAAAAAAACCAGCAGCUACUGAAGAAAGAAAGCCAGCUGAAUUCCUUGUUGUUGAAGGACAAAAAUAUGCAACAGUUGGGACAGUAUUGCUGCUAAUAAGAAUAAUCCUUGAGUACUGCCAGUGUGUGGAUAACAUUCCUUCCAUCACUACUGACAUGCUGACCCGCCUGUCAGAUUUACUGAAG
Molecule: messenger RNA, 2359 nt
Organism: Acanthisitta chloris (rifleman)
Lineage: Eukaryota; Metazoa; Chordata; Aves; Passeriformes; Acanthisittidae
Product: vacuolar protein sorting-associated protein 54-like
Exons: 16
Biological process (GO): Golgi to vacuole transport; retrograde transport, endosome to Golgi
Cellular component (GO): GARP complex
Molecular function (GO): syntaxin binding
Source: RefSeq, a predicted model, not a curated record